Messenger RNA from Thamnophis sirtalis, 957 nucleotides. The record is from RefSeq and is a predicted model, not a curated record. Lineage: Eukaryota; Metazoa; Chordata; Lepidosauria; Squamata; Natricidae.
AUGUGUCUUUUUCUUAAUUUCAGAAACAAGGACGGUUUGAAAGGAUUUACAUUCUCCGCACUUAAAUUCAUUGUAGGGAAAGAAGAGAUUCCCACCCAUUCGUAUGUACCAGAAGGAGCUUUUGUAAAGAAAGAAAUUGAAGUACAACACUGCGAAGAUAGAACACAGCAAAUGAAUUUUAUUGCGACAACAAAAAAAAUUGUGGACAACAUAUGCAAAAAUGGUCCCAGGCACAGAUGCUGUAAGCACUACGAAGAUAAUUGCAUCUCAUAUUGCAUUAAAGGCUUCAUUAGGAUGUUUAGCGUCGGAUACCUGAUCCAGUGCUGCCUUCGCAUCCCAUCCGCGUUCCGACAUCUGUUUACACAACCAUCCCGGCUUCUCUCGCUUUUCUACAACAAAGAAAACUUCCAGCUUGGAGCUUUCCUUGGGUCAUUUGUCAGCAUAUACAAAACAACAAUACNAUGGAUACGGAACCUGGACGAUGAAGUACACGCACUCUUUGCAGGGUCCCUAGCAGGCUUGUCAAUGAUGUUUUAUAGAAGCACAACUAUUUCAAUGUACCUAGCUUCCAAACUAGUAGAGACUAUGUAUUUCAAAGGCAUUGAAGCUGGAAAGGUUCCUUAUUUUCCUCAUGCAGAUACUAUUAUCUACGCUGUCUCCACCGCCAUCUGCUUCCAAGCUGUAAGAUUUUUGUUCUUUAGGUCCGAACUCUUUUGUUUAUGUUUUGUUAAUGAUGCUGAUUAAGUAAAGUCAAAGGCUGUAGGGCGGUUUGUCCGACUUAGACAUUCAUUCGUACGACGGCUGCUUGACUCUUAUUUCACUUUAAGAAGUUUGUUAAUGUUUUCAGGCUGCUAGAGGUGAUCAAACCUGCCAUUUCUGGGGGACUUUUCUGACCUAGGCUUCCUGAUACAGUAAAAAGCACACACUUAGUCCCCAAAACCUUGUUUUUAUUUCAAA